Messenger RNA from Pararge aegeria (speckled wood butterfly), 2440 nucleotides. RefSeq lists its product as uncharacterized. Bases 80 to 1279 code for a protein of 399 amino acids. NCBI's taxonomy places the organism in Eukaryota, Metazoa, Arthropoda, Insecta, Lepidoptera, Nymphalidae. The transcript has 6 exons. The record is from RefSeq and is a predicted model, not a curated record.
AUGAGUCUGUGUAUUAUUGUUUUCAAGAAUUAAAGUUUGUUUAAAAAAUUCCUGCUAUUUGGACAAUUUCCAAACCAAAAUGUCUUUUUCCGAUCUAAAACAUGCUUUGAGAAAGUAUGAUUUCCCGGUUUGUGCCAAAGAAGCUCUUACCAAGAUAGAACAAUUAUUGGUUGGACGAGCAGCGCCUACCAACAAACAGCUCGACAUAGCCAUGGAUAUAAUAUCGGAGUUCGUUUUCUGCGAGACCGAUAGACGCGGGAACCGACGUGGUUUGAACCCCCUGCAGGAGCUACAGCUAAUAGAUGUUAUCUGUCACUACAUCUCUGCUUGUAACAAUGAUACCACCAAGAAUACGAUUUUCUUAUCUCUGUUUGGAAGUAUGGAGAGCCAAAGAAAGUUGAAAAUAUUGAGUAUUUUGGCCAGCAUGGCUGUUUCAGCUUCUAGUACACCUGUGUUAUUAGCUGUAGGUGUAUGGCUCCAACAGAUGGGUUCCUCAUCACCUCAAUCUUUGCAAUUAGUUGAAAAUGUCAUAAGAGAUCACUUUUACCUAAACACAUCUAAUCAGACUGCUCUCAAGGUCUUAGCAAAGACAGCGCCUCAGUUUGUGUCAAACUUUAUAACAGCUGUAACAGAGUUGUAUAUGCACGACAUACAAGGGGUUAAGAAGAUGCCACCUAAGAACUUGCUGGAAAUUAUAACUUCAUGGGUGUACUCAAACCCCACACUGUGUAUGUCAGCACAGUUAAAUCCAGCCUCUCUACCCAAUGGAUCAAUACCUAUGGGGGCUGUCACACCACUGGCUGGCCUUAUACACUGGUGUGCACUGGCUCCACUUUAUAUUGACGAAGGUACAGAAUUGGAAGAACUGCCUAUAAAGAGGAUUAAACUAGAGGAUGAAAAGUUCCCAAUCAUCAAAUCAGUAACGAGCUGGUCUCUCACAGAGGCAGAGUUGUAUGUCAAGCUACAUCUAGGAGUUCUUAACAGUUUGCGUGCAGGUAGACGAACGCACGGCCCUCCUACUGCUGUCAAUGCUCAACAUUUAGCUGCUUUAACACCAUUAGUGCAAAAUUAUGCACAUCAAUUGUUGAAGUGUGGUAUUAAGUUGCAAAAUGAUACUAAACUACAGGAUUGCUUAGAUAGAAUAGGACAAUCAGUGCAAGUGGCCCUUGCCAACGGUUGUGUGUAUGGUAACAUUAGCAAUCUGCUUGCUGCAUUGGACACACUACCAGAGAACAGACUUCUGCGCAUUAUCAUCAAGUGUCAUCAGCAGAGUAUAUGACAAGUUCUCUGAUUAGGAGAGAAUAGUGAAAUUGACAUUGAGGGAUCUAUAACAAAAGUGACUAAGUUUAUGUAAUGAUUGGUUUUAGAAAAAGUGACUGUAUUGGAAUGUUUGGGUCAACCAACAUAAGUACUUAUGCAAUAAUAAUUAUUAAAGAAUAAUAGGAUUGAAAUAACUUCACAAUAUUCAAAAAUUUAUGAUUUGUACUCUUCUCUAACAAGACUUUAUCAAUGUUAUAGAGAUAUGGCAAACCUUGGUUGCAGUGAAGCACAUGUCUGUAAUAAUCAAUCCUGCAAGAACUUUUGAAUGCCCUUAGAUGAAAUUAAGCUCAGAGAUAAAUUAUACUCACACAAAUAGCACAAAAGCCACUUUAUAUCCCUGAAAAAUGUAUGUAAUACUUUUGUUUGCUUAGUGGUAAGGUAAAUUUUGCAUGCAAACAAAGACUGGCAACAGAUAAUAUGUUAUAAAUGUGACCUUGUAAAUAUUCAGUCUUAGGGUUAAGUAAAUCAGAAGUAUGGAAUUUGCAACUAAAGCUAUAAUAUCCAUACUGUCAUGCUGAGACGAUUUACCCACAUUGUAUUUUUUGUUGACUAUCACCAUUAAACAGAGUCAAAAAAGAUGAAUAAAGUUCUUCUAGGUAAAUUUAUAUUAUAAGGAUAUGAUCAACACAACUAUCACUCACCUGGUGCUGUUUUAGGCCCGAUAAGAAAACUUAAUUUUUAUAAUUACAUGUUUAUUUCUUAUGCCUUUUAAAACAAUAAUAUUAUUUAAGCAAGAGGCAACAUCUUAAACAGCUUUACAUUGGCAGGAGACAAAAAUUAAUUUUGCCAAAGCAUAAUCUAUUGCCUGUUGCAAUAGAAGUCCCUGUUUAUUGAAUCACAUACAUUAUUUGGGUAUUAUUUCCACUUGUAUGCCCAUGCUCCGAGAGUUCAUAAAGCUGUGGGAGAAGUUAAAAUUGUAUCCUUUCCCCAGGGAAAAAAUAUUUCCUGCCCAUGUUAACCUGAUUGCAUAGUUAAAGCUGUAGGUACUAAAAAAAACUUCCAUCAACUUUGUAAAUACAAUGCUUACAAGCAUUUUAUUAAGUUAAGAUAUUCUAUAAAUCUGUAAGCAGCAAAUAUUUAAUGUACAAAGUAAUUAUUUCAUUAAAAUGGUUUAAAUCUA